AUGAACGGGAUUCUAGCUCAAGUGUGUUUGCUGGGAUAUCUGCUGCAGGCCCUGACUGAACCCGUCCCAGCAUCAGAGUUUGUUUUGGACGGAGAUUUUUUUCUUGGUGGACUUUUUGACAUUCAUCAAGUCAGUGACGGUCUUUCUCAGGACAGACCAGAGGCUUUCGCUUGCUCAAGUCAGCCUUUUAUUCUAUCAAGUUAUCGGAGAUUUCAGAUGAUGAGGUUCUCUAUAGAGGAAAUCAAUAACUCUACUAACUUGCUGCCAAAUGUAACUUUAGGCUAUAAAAUAUUUGACCACUGCUCAGACAGACAAAAUUUUCCAGAUGUUUUCAAUCUCAUCUCUGUGAAUGGUUUCAUCAAACCCUGGAAUGAAUCCCCCAAGAAUACCUCAAGAAUGAUCGCAGUGGUUGGCACUUAUACAAGCACGGCAACGCUGAGUUUUGCCCCGCUCUUGAUGAAGGAUCUCAUUCCCCUGGUCAGCUAUGGUGCUGCUAGUUCUGUCUUUUCAAAGAGGUAUCACUUUCCAUCUUUUUUAAGAACAAUACAUCCAAACAAAGAUGUUAUAAAAGUUAUUCUGAUGAUUCUGAAAGAAUUUGACUGGCGCUGGGUCUCCUUCCUACACAUUGACGACGAAUACGGCAGAGAUGGCCUGGACUUAUUUAUCAAGAGCAUUGCUGAUACUGAAAUCUGUCUGGCAUACAGAAACAGCCUUGAUACUUACACAAAUUACACAAAAAUUUUCCAACUAAUGAACUCUCUUAGGGUCAAUGUCACAAUUGUUUUUGCACCAGAAUGGACUGCUGAAGCUCUCAUUAAGGCCGCCAUAAAGCACAACAUCAUCAACAAAGUGUGGAUAGCUGUGGAUGCCUGGUCCUUACACAGAAAACUUCCCAAAGAAAAUGGAAUAAGAAAAAUCGGAACCGUAGUUGGAAUUGCUGAGCCAGUAAUCCCAAUUCCAGGUUUCAAUGAUUUCAUCUAUUCUUUGGAAGCCCGGUAUCAGCAGGAAGAUGCAAACAAAGGAAAGGUCUGUAAUCAGAUCUGCAACUGCACCAAUGUGACAGCCCAAGAUAUCAUCAAUGCAGAUCCAUCUUUCUCCUUUUCUGUUUACGCUGCUGUGUAUGCCAUCGGCCAUGCGUUACAUGCUGUGUUGCAAUGUGGAGUGGACACCUGUAACAUCAGCGUACCGGUACACCCGCACAUGAUUUUAACAGAGCUGAGGAGAUCGAAUUUUUCACUUCUAAACCAGAGGAUUCAGUUUGAUGAAAAUGGGGACCCCAAGUAUGGAUCAUAUUCAAUAGUUUUCUGGAACGAAAGUGGUGAGGCAGAGGAGGUUGGCUUUUACAGUUUCCCUCCAUCAUUCCAGUUCUUCAUCAACAAGAGCAAAAUCAAGUGGCAUGAAAAUGGGGAGGUAAUUUUUAUGUACUUAUGAAAAAUAUUAAAAUAUAAAUGUUUCCUGUUUCUGC
This is a messenger RNA of Fundulus heteroclitus (mummichog), 1465 nucleotides long. RefSeq names its product taste receptor type 1 member 1-like. Gene Ontology annotation, cellular component: membrane. Bases 1 to 1431 code for a protein of 476 amino acids. Gene Ontology annotation, molecular function: G protein-coupled receptor activity. The record is from RefSeq and is a predicted model, not a curated record. Gene Ontology annotation, biological process: G protein-coupled receptor signaling pathway. The transcript is spliced from 4 exons. NCBI's taxonomy places the organism in Eukaryota, Metazoa, Chordata, Actinopteri, Cyprinodontiformes, Fundulidae.